AUGGCCCCUCUCAUCCGCGUCAUCGGCUCCCUCAAUGCCGACAUGGUUUCCGUGACUCCUCGCUUCCCUGAUCCCGGCGAGACGAUCACCUCCUCCUCCUACUUCACCAGCGCCGGCGGCAAAGGCGCCAACCAAGCCGUCGCCUGUGGCCGACUCUCUCGACCGAAACCUACAACCGAAGGCCUCAACACUCAAAGCGAUGUGACAGUUGAGAUGGUCGGCGCUGUGGGCGCACUAGACGGCCACUUCUCCGCAUUGCUCCGCCCCACGCUCGACAAAUCGGGCGUGGAUACAUCUCGUGUGCGGGUGAUUGAGGACGCAUACACCGGUGUGGCAGUCAUUAUUGUGGACUCGUCUGCUGGCGGGGAGAAUCGCAUUCUCUUCUCCCCUGGUGCUAACUAUACCGGUAUGCAGCCUAUUCCCGACGUACUGGGUUCCGCGCUGGCUGCUCCAGUGCCGGAUGUGAUUGUCAUGCAGGGCGAGAUCCCUGUGGAAUCUGUUGUUGGGAUUCUGCGUGAGAUUGCCGCGUUCAAGGCGAAGAACCGCGCUGCGGGCAAGCGUGGUAUCGAGCGUGGGCCGGAUGUUAUGCUGAAUCCGGCGCCGGCACCGCCGGGUGGUUUGCCCCAGGAUGUCUACGCGGCUGUUGACCAUUUGAUCCUCAACGAGACGGAGGCUGAAUUGAUGAGUCCGCCAGACGAGCAAUUGCUCCGUGUGGUCCCAGAUGCAGCAGGCCUGGAUGAUAAUGAGAAAGUAGCGCGGUAUUUCCAUAAGUUGGGAGUGAGCUACGUGCUGAUUACGCUCGGGGCGAAGGGAGUUUGGUACAGUGCUACGGACGGGGGCACUACGGGUCCUAGUGAUUGUGUAAAACGCUUCACAAACGAGAUCCCCGCUGCGCCGGUGUCUCAGGUGCUCGAUACGACAGCAGCGGGCGAUACAUUCGUGGGUGCUUAUGCGGUCAAGGUUGCGCGAUGGCGCGAACAGCGCCGUGUGGAUGGUAAAGCCGGGCUGGACCUGGUUGAGGCUGAGAGGCCGUAUCGGUACCAGACGGUGAUGGACGAGGCCAUGCGGUUGGCAGCGCGUGCGUCUGCUCGCGCUGUGGAGCGGCAGGGAGCAAUGGACAGUAUACCGUUUGAGAAUGAACUCUAA
Messenger RNA from Penicillium subrubescens, 1146 nucleotides. RefSeq names its product ribokinase. Gene Ontology annotation, molecular function: ribokinase activity. The transcript has a single exon. The record is from RefSeq and is a predicted model, not a curated record. Lineage: Eukaryota; Fungi; Ascomycota; Eurotiomycetes; Eurotiales; Aspergillaceae. Gene Ontology annotation, biological process: D-ribose metabolic process. Bases 1 to 1146 code for a protein of 381 amino acids.